UACCAAAGUGCAUAGUAGUCAUUCCCGGCUUGUCGUUCUUUCAUUGAAGUACAUUUGAUUUCGCCGUAAUUAUAAAAGCGUCCUAAAUAUUUUCGAUCACCAUGAGUCGCGAAGUGUUAACGCCUCCUGUCCAAAAGAUGAGCCAGAUGCGGCGCUAUAGAGUCAACGUUGUUCACGACGACUUCGGUGGCGACAAGUGGAAUGGUCAAAACAAACAAGCUAAACUAGAAUACAAAACCUACGAAGAGCAGGAUCUUUAUGGUGAUGAUGAUGAUUACGAGGACGAUGCGGCUUUGAAAUGUAUUACGGAGUCAGCAAAUGGCGAUUUUAGUCUUUCCAUUCAUGUGUCCAAAUCAUUUUACGGUGGACUAAUUGGCAUGAAAGGAUCUACGAAGCGCCGCAUAGAGGAAGAGACCCGUACAGAGAUCUUUGUUCCGCGUCCGAACGAUAGGUCAAACGAAGUGACUAUCAAGGCCAAGCAACGCAGUCAAAUAUGCGCUGCACUGCGACAAAUCCAGCAUCUUGUAACCUCUUUACGAAAAAAAAUGAAACCGACACACUUUUUGGCCGUGGCUUUGAACUCUGGAGAAGUCAAGGAGCGUUUUAUGGAACUAAAGAAAUGCAUUUUGGAGGCCGAGUUGCCAGGCAUCGAUGCGGAGCUUUUCAUUCCGGAGUGCUGCAUCCAUCUUACCUUAGGCGUCUAUGUGCUGCUAGAUGACAAUGAACGCCAAGAAGCCCUCAAGAAUUUGGAAUCAUGUCGUCGUUUACUGGAUGGCCUAAAAACACCUUUCGAGAUUAAAGUUAAGGGCCUGGAGAUAAUGAAUGACGAUCCAAGCUCCACUCGCAUUCUGUAUGCCCGCAUUGAGUCUCCGGAUCUGCAAAAGUUUGCGAAUCAGUGUCUGGCCCACUUUCAGACUACAGGACUGUGUGCUGCAGAUAAUAUUGAACGUGAAUCCGUUAAACUGCACAUGACCGUGAUGAACAACCGCUACCGCAAUGAGGCAAAUAAGUCUGGCAACAGCUUUGACGCCCGCGAGAUCCUCAAGCGCUUUGGAGACUUCGAUUUUGGAGUAGCCCAGUCGCAGGCUGUGCAUCUGUGCGUAUUAAAAUCGCGCGCCGAGGAUGACUUCUAUAAGAUAAGCGGUAGUCUCGAAUUCUAAGAAUUAAAACAGAGAUUUUUUUAAGUUUUUAAUAGAACAUUUUAAAAAUGUUCAUAAAAUGUUAAUAAACACAAAACAAAUAUAA
Messenger RNA from Drosophila mauritiana, 1245 nucleotides. RefSeq names its product activating signal cointegrator 1 complex subunit 1. Gene Ontology annotation, molecular function: RNA binding. Bases 102 to 1160 code for a protein of 352 amino acids. The record is from RefSeq and is a predicted model, not a curated record. Gene Ontology annotation, biological process: regulation of DNA-templated transcription; DNA alkylation repair. Lineage: Eukaryota; Metazoa; Arthropoda; Insecta; Diptera; Drosophilidae. The transcript is spliced from 4 exons. Gene Ontology annotation, cellular component: nucleus.